This is a messenger RNA of Durio zibethinus, 522 nucleotides long. NCBI's taxonomy places the organism in Eukaryota, Viridiplantae, Streptophyta, Magnoliopsida, Malvales, Malvaceae. The record is from RefSeq and is a predicted model, not a curated record.
AUGAGAGAUUUCAAGUUGCUACAAUACCAUAAAUACAUCUCUGAAUUGGUCAAGCAAUUCGAAGAAGUUCAGUUUGAGCAUAUGCUUAGAAAGGAAAACCAAAUUAUCGAUGCAUUGGCUACUCUAGCUGCAAUGAUUAAAAUAGAUGCAACUACUAAAAUUCAACCCAUCAAACUAGAUGUGAAUGAUGAACCGGCGCAUUAUUUAGGUGUCGAAGAAGAAGUUGAUAGGGAGCCAUGGUUGGCUAUGAGUUUCUUCCUUGAUAGAGAUGUUUUUUACAAAAGAGGUCGAGAUCAAGUGCUUUUAAGAUGUGUGAAUGUAGUUGAAGUGAAAAGGAUUAUUGGAGAAGUGAAUGAUGGAAUCUAUGCCGAUAAGAUCCAAGCUCAUCUAAUAGCAUUACAUGUUUUGGCUCCUCUAUGGCCAUUCUCUAUGAAAAUGGACACCAAAUUGAGAGGGCCCAUACGUGGUGAAAAGGCCAUUUCUAAUAGGGUAUUUAAUUUUGGCAGGGAUGGACGUAAGUGA